Hymenoscyphus albidus is the source of this 975-nucleotide messenger RNA. The record is from the annotation of a GenBank genome assembly. Lineage: Eukaryota; Fungi; Ascomycota; Leotiomycetes; Helotiales; Helotiaceae.
AUGUUGUGUCUCGGAGGACUUUUGUCCAUCACCACAGCAUUUGGAAUGUCCUCCAAAACAGCCAGUGCAUCUCUGGUUAUAAACAUCUUUGCUCUUACUCCAGUGGUCUUCGCAACUCCCGUUGACCUACCAACCCAUAACGUACCACGUUAUCCUAUUGUCCCUCUAAGACGUCGGAUUACCAUCGACGGCCGUGAGAUCGAACUCACCGGCACCGACGAGGUCCAUAACCACUCUCAAUACAAUACCCCUUUAACUAACUAACACCUCACACCAGGAACAAGAAGCCGAACUCCUCUCCCGAUUCCCCGAUUCCAACCUCACAAGCCUCUCCUACAACCCCGACGGCGAGCAAAAGCGGGCGGAGCUCAAAAAACGCGCCAAAGUAUUUCACUACACCUCUCCCUUCCCCACAAAAUUCACAUCUCAUCUUCUAAGGAUAAAUUCACUGACCAAAUAUCAUGAACCAGGCCAAUGCCAAUUGCUGCAGAAACAUGCCCUCUCGAACCUGGAAAGGCGCAGAUACCGACAAAGCCCGGGAAUGUGUCGGCCAUCAACUCAGCUUCUACGGAAGUUGUUACGUCAACGGGUUGAGUUGUACCCGCCUUAGAUGUCUACGUGGCGUUGGCUUAUUCUUAUGUAACGACGUGAGUCCGUCCUUCCAUAGUUAAGUACGGGUUGAAAGAUGAACAAUACGCUAAUGAGCCCUCCUGCUCAGAACCACUACGAAAUCCAUCCGAAUUGCGAUUUCAUGGGUACGUAUGGUGACUCGCUCAUCGCGCAAUGUACGUGGGCCACGGGCGGGGGAACGUGUGGACAGAUGUUUGAUACGGAUGGAUAUAAUAUUAUUCUGAAGGAUGGAUGUGAUUUGGAGGGUGUGCCUGAUGUUGUGAAUGGUGGUUCGGGUUGGUAAUUUGGGGGAUGGGGAUGUUUGCUUGUAAUAUCAGUCAGUAGUCACCUUUUUGGGGUUUUAAG